AUGCAAAUCCACUCGCUGGUGAAGGCAGCCAAUAUCCUCUAUCAACAUCGUGAUACUCGAAGCAAGAGAUUUCUUACUGACGUGUUUCAUGCUCGGGAGCGACCGGAAGGAAUGGUGGACAUACUAUCACGGGAAAAUGGCUGGGCGAGCGACAUCAAUCUCAUAAGAAGUGUAUACUCAAAUUUCCUGUCCACGGACAAGGAAGAAAAAGAUGCGCACGAGGAUUAUGGCAUGGCCCGCCAGGCGCGGCUUGAUCUAGAUGGAUUCUGUGAACUAGGCCACAAUGUCUGGCUGCUGAAACUCGUCACGAAGCUGUACCAGAAUGCUCAAGCACACACUGGACAAUAUGCCCUCCUCAGCUUGCACACUCGGACACCGGUGACUGCCGUCACGCAUGAAACGGCCAACAACUCUUCCACUUCUACAGUCGUGACGAACAGGGGUAGUCCAGGUGGAAUCAUACCCACUCGAGGACAAGUAAUGGCCACCCGAGCUCCCGUUGGUACAGAUCAAAUCAAGCUAGCCAGCUGGAGCGGAAACGAAGGAUUUGCAUACUGGUUCUCCAGACCCGUAACAUACGACACCGAGAAACCGCUGAUCAUCAAUGGUGGUGGUCGGGAAGCUGCGGCACCCAGUUACGAGUUACACAUGGAUAACGACUCCAAAACGCACACUCUCGUUGGGAACACUCUUCGCGAGUUCUUGCAUCUGUGUUCGAAGCGGUGGGCGAGCGGAAAAGUUGGCCUAGAGCAUCGAGUUUGCCAACGGGGCCGAGCCCUUCCACAGGGGUGCGAUCAAGUCCGGGAAGCGCCCGUCAUCGAAGUUUUCGCUGAUCAAGGCUGUAUCGAUUCGCGGUCAAUGGAAGUGAAAAGUAGUGCCCCACGUAGUCCGACUCCGAGUCGGACCACUGGCGCCGACUUAACUUCGACAAAGAGCCCUCACGUGAUCGAGCGCCCUCCGUGGGUGGUGGACACUCAUAUGACCUACUAUGAGCGUGUCACCCACCCCCCGUUCUUCCUCGCAACCUGCCUGGAGGACUGA
Suillus clintonianus is the source of this 1041-nucleotide messenger RNA. RefSeq lists its product as uncharacterized. The record is from RefSeq and is a predicted model, not a curated record. The transcript is spliced from 9 exons. NCBI's taxonomy places the organism in Eukaryota, Fungi, Basidiomycota, Agaricomycetes, Boletales, Suillaceae. The coding region runs from base 1 to 1041 and encodes 346 amino acids.